GUACCUGCUGACAGCGUCCCACAUCAAGACGGAGGUGCUCCAGGAGAUGUAUGGCAAGUUGGAGGAAGAGCAGGCGAAGCUUUCAGAUGGAAAGGACGAGGUCUUUGGGAAGCUGCCGGGUUUGCCGAAGGACUCCUGGAUGCUCCCACGCUUGGCGAGUGCGGCCAAAACAAGGAUAGCUCACCUCGAAAGCCUCAUGCGGGAGCUGGAGAAAGAAGCGGAUGCUGAUGAUACGGCCCGAGAGCCACAUGAAGAUCAGCAUGCCGAGUUCAUCCGACAGGGCAGCAUCCAUAUGCAGCAGAGGGCCAAGGCCAGGGAAGCCGCCAACAAAGCCAUCGAGGCCAUGCGAAGUGCGCAGGAGCGUUGCAAGGAGGAGCAGGAAAAGCUGGCCGAAGGUCGGCUGCAAGUGCACCUCGUCCAGGCUCAGGUGCUUUCUCUAAAGCAGAUCAUGGACAGUUGAGCGUGGUAUCUGGAGGAAUUUCAGGUGUUUUUACACCAAAUAGGGAUGGAAUAUCC
Messenger RNA from Cladocopium goreaui, 516 nucleotides. The record is from the annotation of a GenBank genome assembly. NCBI's taxonomy places the organism in Eukaryota, Dinophyceae, Suessiales, Symbiodiniaceae.